UUUCAUUCACUUCAUCUCCCCUAUGCCUCAUCCAAAUAAGGUAAAAUGUGGAUACAUUUUCCCUUCUCUCCCUUCCUCCCCUAAAUUUUGUAUCCAAACCUGCAUCAAUGACACAAAGCUUUGUAGGUGGCUGGCUUGUUUAGUUGCUUGCUUUGCAUAGGCUAAACAAGACCCAGACUUUGAAACAAGGAACGAACUUGACAUCAUGCAAUUCCGCUAAUCGGGUCAACUAACUUCAACCACUUCCCUCUUUCAUUUGGACUUUUUCAGUUGUCAUAUUACUAGUUCAAAUCACUUUACCAAGGUAAUUAAUGAAUACGGACGGAGGUAGAAACUGGAAUCCAAAUUUUCCCAAGAAGCGGUGGAAGGGAGAUGCUUACGGUACCCCAAUCUGAAUCUGCACUUGAGCAAGCAGACCGCAGACGUGUCCACUGGCAGUGAUCUGCUUGACACAUAUGUACUCAAUGCUCACUGCACGUUGCAGUAGUCUCCCUCCCUCCCUCCCUCAGAUAGACAUCACUACACCAGUCCACUAUAUAUAUAAAAGAACAAAUAGCCUAAGCUAAGAACUUCAAACCAAUUCCACAAAAAGAGAGCCUGUUUUUUCAUUUUAGUGGCAUCCUCUAGUUUCACUACUUAGUUAACCGCUGCUAAGAAGAAGGUAGUACUAAGAAAAGAUGGAGACCAACGGGCGGCAGUUCCCAGCGCAAAGACAAGAGACUCAGCCUGGGCAACAGCAUGUCAUGGAUCCUGUACCUCAAACUGCUCGCUCUCAGUAUAAGCCUGCCAACAAGCUCCAGGGGAAAGUGGCUCUGGUGACAGGGGGAGACUCAGGGAUAGGGAAGGCAGUGUGCCAUUGCUUUGCUCAGGAAGGCGCAACUGUAGCUUUUACAUACGUCAAGGGCCGUGAGGACAAGGAUGCUAGGGAUACCAUUCAACUUAUCAAAAGUGUUAAGGGCUCCGGUGCUAAAGAACCUAUAGCUAUUGCUGCAGAUUUGGGGUAUGAUGAGAACUGUAAGGGGGUUGUUGAUGAGGUGGUUAAUGCCUUUGGGCGCAUAGAUAUCCUGGUCAAUAAUUGUGCUGAGCAAUAUGAACGCACAACUAUUGAGGAGAUUGAUGAGAAAAAGCUUGAGAGGGUGUUCAGGACUAACAUCUACUCCUAUUUCUUCGUCACAAGGCAUGCGCUGAAGCAUAUGGGAGAAGGGGCCAGCAUCAUCAAUACAACAUCAGUUGUCGCAUAUAAAGGCCAUCCUUCAUUACUGGACUACACCUCUACCAAAGGAGCAAUUGUGGCCUUCACUAGGGGCCUUGCUCUCCAGCUUGUGGAGAAGGGCAUUCGGGUCAACGGGAUAGCCCCAGGUCCUAUCUGGACUCCCCUGGUUCCAGCUUCAUUUAAGGAGGACGAGGUCAAGAGCUUUGGUUCGGAUGUUCCUAUGAAGAGGGCAGGGCAACCAAGUGAGGUUGCUCCUUCCUAUGUGUUCCUUGCUAGCAAUGCAGAUUCCUCUUACAUUACCGGGCAGACCAUCCAUCCUAAUGGUGGGGCUAUUGUGAAUGGCUAAGAGCUUGAGGAAUGGUGCUUGGUUUCUGGUAUCUUUGUAUGUAAACCAAAGUGAGGUAUAUAGAAGUAAUAGUUUGUAAGAGUGCAUCCAAGGUUAAGUUAAUGGACGUGGUCUGUUUCCUUUAGUUUUUUUUCAUUUCACUUUCUGUGUGCUAAGGGGGAGAGGGUGUGCCUUCUGAAAAUAUGUACCAACAAUGUACAUUUUGGUAAUAAAAGCUUUAGUUUUACUUGGUGCAAUAAAUUUUUCUAUAAUUAAGGCGAAUGCCUGUUGUUUUGUAAGCUUCACCACCAAUUCCAGCCAGUGUCAACAUCAGAGUGGAUCUGAAGAAGAAUAACCUGCCUCUGAGGCUUAAGAAUUUAUCUUAGGCAA
Messenger RNA from Spinacia oleracea (spinach), 1928 nucleotides. RefSeq names its product NADPH-dependent aldehyde reductase 1, chloroplastic. The record is from RefSeq and is a predicted model, not a curated record. Gene Ontology annotation, molecular function: oxidoreductase activity. The coding region runs from base 678 to 1559 and encodes 293 amino acids. The transcript has 4 exons. NCBI's taxonomy places the organism in Eukaryota, Viridiplantae, Streptophyta, Magnoliopsida, Caryophyllales, Amaranthaceae.